This is a messenger RNA of Pisolithus orientalis, 692 nucleotides long. RefSeq lists its product as uncharacterized. Gene Ontology annotation, cellular component: MIS12/MIND type complex. The record is from RefSeq and is a predicted model, not a curated record. Gene Ontology annotation, biological process: chromosome segregation. The transcript is spliced from 5 exons. The coding region runs from base 36 to 644 and encodes 202 amino acids. Lineage: Eukaryota; Fungi; Basidiomycota; Agaricomycetes; Boletales; Pisolithaceae.
AAUCUACGCGGUCGCGUUGAGGUCGACUACAAAUCAUGGCGAUAGGAACACAAGACACAAAAAGAUGGACACAUUUUCAUUCCGCAUUGCAGCUGGCAAUAAACAGAGCGGCGCACAAGUGGACAUACGAGGAUUUCCAGGAGUGCUUCGCGCUGUGGUGCAAAGAAGAGCCACAUGGCGCGGAGGGAAUAUUUAACACCAUAUCCCGGCACAUGGAAGACCAAGUGCAUGCAAGCUGUGAACGGUUGUUCAAGGAUUACAACGUCAGAGAGAACAUCAACACGCUACACGCAGUAGUCACAGAGGCACGAGCCAGAAAACAACGUGGAGAAGUCGACAGGAAGGAUUUAUGGAAAGAAGAUUUGGAUCCUCGGGCUGCAGUACGUGCCCGCACGGUUCCGGUAUUGCAGGCAGAAAGAGAAAGACUGAAAGAGACACUGCACAAGCUCGAGGAAGAGAACAUUGCCCUAUAUGAGGAGACUAUGAAGUAUGCACAGAGCGAUCGCGAAGCUAAGGAACGAAUACGAGAACUAUUGAAGCACGCGGACGAGGUUUACUCCAGAUGGAAUAAGAUUCCCCACGAUGAGAUAGGGUUAUGGAGUCUGCAGGUGGCGGAGAACUUAGCGACUAAUCGACCUCCCUAGUGGUAUAAUUGAAGUAUCUCUAUAUAUUGUAUUCCCAGCAACUGGCGG